This is a messenger RNA of Arachis ipaensis, 2620 nucleotides long. RefSeq names its product digalactosyldiacylglycerol synthase 1, chloroplastic. Lineage: Eukaryota; Viridiplantae; Streptophyta; Magnoliopsida; Fabales; Fabaceae. Gene Ontology annotation, molecular function: digalactosyldiacylglycerol synthase activity. Gene Ontology annotation, cellular component: chloroplast outer membrane. The record is from RefSeq and is a predicted model, not a curated record. Gene Ontology annotation, biological process: galactolipid biosynthetic process.
AGUCCCAACUCCCAAACACAUUGGAAGAAGAAGAACCCUCAAUCUCCAUUGGUUUCUUCUCCUUCCUCCAUGGCAUCACCACCACAACCCUCCGCCAUGGCCACCCACCCUAAAACCCCAACCACCACUACCGCUACCACCACCACUUCCUCCGUCAGUGCCUUCUCUCUCCUCUCCAACGCAUGGCGCCACGACAUUCAGCUCAUGCGCGACCGUGCCACCUCAUUCCGAAACCUCGCCAUUUCCUUCGACCCUCCUCCUCCGCCGCAGAACCCGGCGGAUAUGGACUUCGUUAGGAACCUCCGCCUCAGGCUGCCGGCGACGUCGGAGGGGAGUGGCGCGAGGAGGAUCAAGAAAUGGCGAUUACCGCCGCCGACGGCGACGGCGAUGUGUAGUUCGAGGAUUCGGAUUGGUUUGGUGAAUAUAAAGGAUGCGAUUGUGGCGGAGGUUGAGGAUACCGAUGGAAUUUGGGGGUUUGAAGGGGACAAUUCGAAGAGGGAAGAAAAAGAUUGGGAACCGAUCCAGAAGCUGAAAACGAAGUUCAAGGAGUUCGAGAAGAACAACGAGUUCGUUGAAAAAUUUAAAUCAAGUUUGAAAUUAAUAAACAAGGAGCCUGAAGAGUCAAAGGAAGUUCCCCCAUUGGAUGUGCCUGAACUUUUGGCCUAUUUUGUGAAACAGUCUAGUCCUUUUUUGGAUCAACUUGGAGUCCGCAGAGAUUUUUGCGAUAAGAUAGUGGAAAGCUUGUAUAGUAAAAGUAAGAACCAGCUUGUUCUGCGGUCCCUUUCAAGUGGAGAAUCCUCCAUUAUUGGGAAUGGAAAUGUAAACGACGAAUUGGAUUUACGAAUAGCAAGUGUUCUUCAGAGUACAGGGCACCGAUAUAAUGGUGAACUAUGGACAGAUCAUACAAAGCAUGAUCCAUCCGAGAAUAAGAGGCAUCUGGCCAUAGUCACAACUGCUAGUCUUCCUUGGAUGACAGGAACAUCGGUAAAUCCACUAUUUCGAGCAGCAUACCUAUCAAAAUCUUCCAAUCAGAAAAUAACUCUGAUGGUUCCAUGGCUUUGCACAUCAGAUCAACAACUAGUUUAUCCCGACAAUAUCACUUUCAGUUCGCCAGAGCAACAGGAAGUUUAUAUACAUAAUUGGCUUGAGGAAAGGAUUGGUUUCAAGGCAGACUUCAAAAUUUGCUUUUAUCCUGGGAAGUUUUCAAAAGAAAGACGAAGUAUAAUACCUGCUGGUGAUACUUCUCAAUUUAUACCAUCCAGGGAUGCCGACAUUGCCAUCUUGGAAGAACCAGAACAUUUGAAUUGGUAUCAUCAUGGCAGGCGUUGGACGGAUAAAUUCAACCAUGUAGUUGGUGUUGUCCACACAAAUUACUUGGAAUACAUCAAGAGGGAGAAAAAUGGGCCCCUUCAAGCAUUCUUAGUGAAGCACAUAAAUAACUUGGUUACGAGAGCACACUGCCACAAGGUCCUUCGACUCUCAGCUGCCACUCAGGAUUUACCAAGGUCUGUAAUUUGCAAUGUUCACGGCGUGAAUCCUAAGUUCUUGAAAAUUGGAGAAAAGAUUGCUGCAAAUAAGGAGCUCGGGCAGAAAGCCUUCACAAAAGGAGCAUAUUUCUUGGGAAAGAUGGUAUGGGCAAAGGGGUACAAGGAAUUGAUAGAUUUAUUAGCAAAGCAUAAGAGUGAUCUUGAUGGCUUCAAGUUGGAUGUAUUCGGUAACGGGGAGGAUGCCAACGAAGUUCAGAGUAUGGCUAAAAGAUUUGAUUUGAAUAUCAACUUUCAGAAGGGAAGAGACCAUGCAGAUGAUUCGCUUCAUGGGUAUAAAGUCUUCAUAAAUCCAAGCGUCAGUGACGUGCUCUGCACCGCUACAGCCGAGGCACUUGCCAUGGGAAAAUUUGUAGUUUGUGCUGAUCAUCCAUCAAAUGAGUUCUUCAGGACUUUCCCCAACUGCUUGACUUACAAGACACCCGAAGACUUUGUAGCAAAAGUAAAAGAAGCAUUAGAAAAUGAGCCUCAACUUCUUUCCCCUGAGCAAAGAUAUCAACUUUCUUGGGACGCUGCUACUCAAAGAUUUCUGGAAUAUUCUGAGCUUGACAGAGUUCUGAAUACGCAAGAUGACACUGCAAACUCGAAAACACACAAGGGACAAAAGCGCAUUUCUAAGUCAGUUUCAAUGCCUAAUCUGACAGAGAUGGUAGACGGAGGAAUAGCAUUUGCUCACUACUGUUUUAACGGCAGUGAAUUCUUGCGACUAUGUACCGGAGCUUUACCUGGAACACGAAACUAUGACAAGCAGCAGGCUCAAGACCUUCAUCUCUUGCCCCCGCAAGUACAAAAUCCAAUCUAUGGCUGGUGAAUAUAGAUUGAUUAAUUCAGAUCAGUGGAGCAAAUUUCUUAAACCAACUAUACAACGAUACACUCUGAAGACAGAGACUAUCAUUUCAUGCCCCUACAGGUAAAUUAUUUCACUAACGGCUUGUAAUGAAUCUGAAGGUUUAGUUUCUCCUUUGGAUUAUUGUUUUUGGUUGCAACUAUAGGGCCUUACCAAGAUUAGUCCAAUUUUUGUUAGUGAUUAUAGUUUUACGAAAUAUUAAUUAAACGAAAUGUAUGACUUGGUUUUG